AUGUCUGACCGAGAGUAUUCCACCGAAGAGGGAGUAGUCAAAGAUGAACUUUAUGAAGAACUUGUGAAACAUGGAGAUGAAGAAUAUGAUCCAUCAAAAGAUGAAAGUGCUCCUGAAGAACCAAUUCCGGACCGGGCCACGCCACCCGAUUUGCGCCCUUCAACAAUUGAAAAAGGAGAGACCGGGGGACUUUAUGAAGAGGACGAAUCAUUCGAAUCGGGUCCAACUUUGACUGAAGGCGAUGAGGACAAUGUGGAUCCUUCAAGGAAACUGUAUGUGUGCUGCGCCGGUAGAACCCCUGAGGCCAAAAGAGAAAGUGCUGAAAAAGCCUCUGCAUUGCAUGAAAAAAUCACUGGCAGCCCAUUGGAGAUAGAUGAAG
This is a messenger RNA of Acaulospora colombiana, 379 nucleotides long. NCBI's taxonomy places the organism in Eukaryota, Fungi, Glomeromycota, Glomeromycetes, Diversisporales, Acaulosporaceae. The record is from the annotation of a GenBank genome assembly.